AUGUAUCGUUGUCAGUCCGCCCUGAAGCUCGUGGAGAUAAAUGACCGCUACCGCAUCUUUCACCGGUUCCGCCCAUCCACGGUGGUGGACUUGGCCGCGGCUCCCGGCGGAUUCGCGCAGGUGGCACUGGAGCUGAUGCACCUUCCAGAGAACGCGCCGAAGUCGGCACUGUCUCCGAUGGUCGUUGCCGUGGAUCAGCGGCCCAUCGACCCUAUGCCGGGCCUUGUCGUCGUUCGAGGCAACAUCCUCCAGCACCAACGAAUCCUGCGAACCGUACAAAGUGCCUUAUCCCUCAUGAGAGCGCCACCAACGUCACCACCGCGCGUGUUGUCGUCCGCGCACACCGCACCUCAGACGAGGUGUGUGGACAUGGUCCUCCACGACGGGGUCUCUGUCGUGAAGGGGCAGCGCGCCUUUUCCGUGACCUACGCGCAAAACCAAAUGGCACUGAGCUCUCUGCUGUUGGGCAGUAAACUGUUUCAGCGGCACGGUCUCAUAUCCGACCUCCCCACCGAUGCGGUGCCGCACCGGUCAAGCAAUCCUGAAGGACUUAUCAGUCGCAGCACCUCUGCACCGCGAUCGUCGUCUGCCGUGCUUCCCGUGUGCUUCGUCUCCAAGGUACUGCAGAGCGAUCACUUUGCGCAAGUCCUCGCAGCCACGCAAGCGCUGUUUUGCCACGUCCAAGCAUUCAAGCCGGCCGCCUCUCGCCCAGAAAGCCUGGAAAGGUAUGUGGUGGCUACGCACUUCCAGCUGGCAGCGUGGCAACGGCUGACCUCGCCGCACGCGCCGACAGUGCCGCAAAAUUGGCAGCGGCGUUCCAAACACCAUCGCUCGGCCGCAUCCGUGUCCCUGUUCAGUAUGCCCCCAGCGCUGGAGGAUUGCGGUGAUGCGCAUCGCAUUGCUUGGAAUUGUCUGGGGUGCGGGCGCACCUGCAUGGGCUGCCAGCCCUGCCUGCAGUGCGGCCCCUACCGUCCAGCGGAGAAUGCAGGAGAGCGAAGCGCGCACUGA
Molecule: messenger RNA, 1008 nt
Organism: Leishmania mexicana MHOM/GT/2001/U1103
Lineage: Eukaryota; Euglenozoa; Kinetoplastea; Trypanosomatida; Trypanosomatidae
Exons: 1
Coding region: 1-1008 (335 amino acids)
Biological process (GO): maturation of 5.8S rRNA from tricistronic rRNA transcript (SSU-rRNA, 5.8S rRNA, LSU-rRNA); rRNA methylation; maturation of LSU-rRNA from tricistronic rRNA transcript (SSU-rRNA, 5.8S rRNA, LSU-rRNA)
Cellular component (GO): nucleolus; preribosome, large subunit precursor
Molecular function (GO): rRNA (uridine-2'-O-ribose)-methyltransferase activity; rRNA (guanine) methyltransferase activity
Source: RefSeq, a predicted model, not a curated record